Messenger RNA from Microtus ochrogaster (prairie vole), 1567 nucleotides. RefSeq names its product nucleophosmin/nucleoplasmin 2 (gene Npm2). Gene Ontology annotation, cellular component: nucleoplasm; cytoplasm; nucleolus. Bases 564 to 1205 code for a protein of 213 amino acids. Gene Ontology annotation, molecular function: RNA binding; chromatin binding; histone binding. The transcript has 8 exons. The record is from RefSeq and is a predicted model, not a curated record. NCBI's taxonomy places the organism in Eukaryota, Metazoa, Chordata, Mammalia, Rodentia, Cricetidae. Gene Ontology annotation, biological process: positive regulation of DNA replication; chromatin remodeling.
UUCCCCAGGCUUCUUAACAGCCUGGUGUGGGAAGCUGGUCCUUAGGUGAAUCUCUGAAGUCAGAUGAGGACAGCAGUUCAAGGUAUGACCCACGCCUGGAGCACAGUAAGCUUGAGCAGGGGAUGAGUCGGACUUGGAGCCAACUGGACACAACCCUGGUGUCUGCUCCCUCACCACGCUGGGGUUCUGGGAGGGGCCCCAAGGCUGUCAAAUAGUCUCUCUGCAAGCUUCCAAGCUUGGGCUAGACAAAAUCACCAUUCUCUCCACUGAUGUUUUGAGUGUUUGUCUCAGAUCUGGGAAUGCUCUGAUCAGGUCCCCGGGGAAGAGGGGCGGUGGGGGGGUGGACGACUUGGCCUCUAGGGGUUUUCAAUGGCUAUCGGCUAUAGCCAUAAUUCCCCAGGCCUCAAACAAGUUUUCCUUACAGAGAGAGGGCUGAGAGCUUAGCUUCUGCAUUACUCAGGAGAUAGAAUAGUUCUGCUCCAAAGCAGAGACCCAAGACCCUGCCUUACCCCUGACUCGCUUCUGUUCCCCAACACCUGCAUCAAGCUACCCAGGAAAGCUCCAUGAGUUUCCAAAGCACCAGCAGUGGGAUGGAAAACACACCAAAGACCAUGCUUUGGGGCGGCGAGCUCAAUCAGGACAAGCAGACUUGCACCUUUAAACCCCAAGUGGAGAGGAAGGACAGCUGUAAACUGUUGCUCAGCACGAUCUGCUUGGGGGAGAAAGCCAAAGAGGAGGUGAAUCGCGUGGAAAUCCUGCCCCCAGCAAACCAGGAAGACAGAAAACUACCAGUCACCAUUGCCUCCCUGAAGGCCUCUGUCCUGCCUAUGGUCACAAUGACAGGUGUGGAGCUUUGUCCCCCAGUGACUUUCCGGCUCCGGGCUGGUUCAGGACCUGUGUUCCUCAGUGGCCAGGAAUGUUAUGAGACUUCAGACCUACCCUGGGAAGAUGACGAGGAAGAGGAGGAAGAGGAGGGGGAGGAGGAGGAGGAGGAGGAAGAUGAAGAUGUGGAUUUGGAUUUAUCAAUAGAAGAGACACCUACCAAACAAGUCAAAAGGGCUGCUCCCCAAAAGCAGACAAGCCUGGCUAAGAAAAAAAAGCUAGAAAAAGAGGAGGAGGCAGCAAGGCCCGGCCCUCCGGAAAAGAGCCUCUGGAGGAAGGGGAAAGCUACACCCAAACCUAGGAAGUCAGCAUCCAAGAAAUGAAGAGCACCUUGGUAUCUCUCAAGUCCCAGGGAGGUGACGACCAGCUGCUCUGGUGCAGGUGUCCAGCCCCUCCACCUGAACCUAAAUGUAAUAGUGUUGUGGGGGCCACACAGGAGCCCUACAACCCGGCCUUUCUGUUUCAAAAGGCUCUUGGAGAAGAACCCCCCACAAGCGUGCAUAAGCCACAAUAAAAUUUGCAUGAUCAGAAUCUCCCUCCGUCCUUUCCCUGGGUGGAUCUCCUUGUCGCUGCACUAGCUCAUGUGCCCAGCAGAGGGCAACCGCGAGCAAGAAACUGGCCCCAGGUUGCUCUUCCUGGUUUCCACCCCAGGAUUGGGUGAAGGCCUAGGCAUCUGGCCUCUGCC